GUUGCAGCCGCGCAGGGCGCGAGGGACCCGCAGCUCCCGGGCUGGCGCCGACCUGGGCCGGAGCCCUAGGCGCCAGAGCAGGGGUGGAGCUCGGAGUGGCCAUGGGCUACCAGGGACAGCAGCGCAUCGUCCCGCCGCAGGGGGAUCUAGAUGACCGAGAAACCCUCGUUUCUGAGCAUGAGAAUAAAGGGAAAUCUUGUCAGUCUGCUGCUGUUUUUAAUGUUGUCAACUCGAUUAUAGGAUCCGGUAUAAUAGGACUGCCUUAUUCAAUGAAGCAAGCUGGGUUUCCUUUGGGAAUACUGCUUUUAUUCUGGGUGUCCUAUAUUACAGACUUUUCUCUCGUUUUAUUGAUAAAAGGAGGGGCCCUCUCUGGAACAGACACCUACCAGUCUUUGGUUAACAAAACCUUCGGCUUUACAGGCUAUCUCCUGCUCUCCAUUCUACAGUUUUUGUACCCUUUUAUAGCUAUGAUAAGUUACAACAUAAUAGCUGGAGAUACUUUGAGCAAAGUUUUUCAAAGAAUCCCAGGAGUUGAUCCUGAAAAUUUGUUCAUCGGUCGGCACUUCAUUAUUGUGCUUUCCACCGUUGGCUGCACCCUGCCUUUGUCCUUGCACCGAGACAUAGCGAAGCUCGGAAAGAUCUCCUUUAUUUCUACAGUCUUAACAACUCUAAUUCUUGGAAUUGUAAUAACAAGGGUAGUUUCACUGGGUCCACACAUAUCAAAAACAGAAGAUGCCUGGGUUUUUGCAAAGCCCAAUGCCAUUCAGGCUGUUGGAGUUAUGUCUUUUGCAUUAAUUUGCCACCACAACUGCUUUUUAGUUUACGGUUCCUUGGAAGAACCCACAGUAGCUAAGUGGUCCCGCAUCAUCCACAUGUCCAUCUUGGUGUCGGUAUUUAUCUGUGUGCUCUUUGCUACAUGUGGAUACCUGACUUUUACUGGCUUCACCCAAGGAGAUUUAUUUGAAAAUUAUUGCAGAAGUGAUGACCUGGUAACUUUUGGGAGGUUUUGCUACGGCGUCACUGUCAUCUUGACAUAUCCAAUUGAAUGCCUUGUGACGAGAGAGGUAAUUGCCAAUGUGUUUUUUGGUGGGAAUCUUUCAUCAGUGUUCCACAUUGUUAUAACAAUGGUGAUCAUUACUGUAGCCACGCUGGUGUCGUUGCUGAUUGACUGCCUUGGAAUAGUUUUAGAACUCAAUGGUGCACUCUGCGCCGCGCCCCUGAUUUUCAUCAUCCCGUCAGCGUGUUAUCUGAAACUGUCUGAAGAACCAAGGACACACUUAGAUAAGAUCAUGUCCUGUGUCCUGCUGCCCGUUGGAGCUGUGGUGAUGGUUUUUGGAUUCGUCAUGGCGAUCACAAAUCCUCAGGACUGUACUCACGGGCAGGAAAUGUUCUACUGCCUUUCUAACAAUUUCUCCCUCACAAACGCCUCAGAUUCUUAUUUUCAACUGACAACACAAUAUUCCCUCCUAAACACCAGUACCUUUCAGUGAGCUUACUGCCUUAAAAAUACGCAUGUUUCCAUAGACUUGUAAGUCACCUAAUAAUACUCACGUGUUCUAGUCUCUCUGUUAUAAAGUUUUCAGUUUGGCACUUACCAAGACUUGCUUUCUUCGCUGUUUAGUGCAAAGUAAAAGUUAAAGAAAAAAAAAAA
This is a messenger RNA of Chinchilla lanigera (long-tailed chinchilla), 1651 nucleotides long. It is a transcript of the gene Slc38a11, whose product is annotated as solute carrier family 38, member 11. Gene Ontology annotation, molecular function: amino acid transmembrane transporter activity. Gene Ontology annotation, biological process: amino acid transmembrane transport. The coding region runs from base 102 to 1490 and encodes 462 amino acids. The record is from RefSeq and is a predicted model, not a curated record. NCBI's taxonomy places the organism in Eukaryota, Metazoa, Chordata, Mammalia, Rodentia, Chinchillidae. The transcript is spliced from 12 exons.